AUGGAACAUUUUGUCAAGUUGUUUGACUUUACUCCCAUGGAAUCCAUUGUAGCUGCUACAGCGGGUGUUGCCAAAUUGUUCAUGCAAGAAGAUGAACUCGGCAAAAUCUUGCCUCAAUAUUAUGCCGACUGUAUCCUUGUCAACGGUGAUCCUCUGAAAGAUAUCUCCAUUCUCCAAGACCAUGACAAGCUGGAUGUCAUCAUGAUCAACGGCCGAAUCCACAAGUCCGCGCCAUCAGACUUUGUGACUCAACCCACUCAGACUACAACGAUAUCGUCAGCCAAGAACUACAACUUCGUCGCUUUUGAAGACCGAAUGGGUAGAUCCCGUAUUGGCCAUUUGGAAGACUCGACAAUUUAUUCUUUGACAAUGGCCUCCGGCAGUCCUUUGAGCAAUAUGUAUCAAGUCAUUGAGUUAAACAAUGAUGUACGUCGAGGAGAAGAAUCAUUUUCGUUGGAUUCGGUCAAGUUAUUACCACCGCUUGCAGGCCGUGAUGUUCUAUGCAUUGGAAACAACUACGCCGACCAUGUCAAAGAAUGCAACCCUGAUGGAGUCGACACAGACCGUCAAAAAAAAGCCCCUCUACUUAAUGUGUUUACCAAACGCAAUACUAGUGUUAUUGCCUCGAACCAGGACAUUUAUGCCCACGCGGGAUUCACUGAGACACUCGAUUAUGAGGGAGAAGUUGGCGUCAUAAUUGGCAAGCCAGGCUUCCAAAUCAGUGAAAGCAAUGCUAUGGACUAUGUGUGGGGCUUCACUAUCAUUAACGGUAAGUAG
Molecule: messenger RNA, 777 nt
Organism: Penicillium lagena
Lineage: Eukaryota; Fungi; Ascomycota; Eurotiomycetes; Eurotiales; Aspergillaceae
Product: 5-carboxymethyl-2-hydroxymuconate isomerase
Exons: 2
Coding region: 1-777 (258 amino acids)
Molecular function (GO): acetylpyruvate hydrolase activity; hydrolase activity, acting on carbon-nitrogen (but not peptide) bonds
Source: RefSeq, a predicted model, not a curated record